This is a messenger RNA of Rubroshorea leprosula, 629 nucleotides long. The record is from the annotation of a GenBank genome assembly. Lineage: Eukaryota; Viridiplantae; Streptophyta; Magnoliopsida; Malvales; Dipterocarpaceae.
GGUGUGUCUUCUUUUUUCAUGGGAAAGGACAGCCAUUAAGAUCCCAGACGCAUAAACUUAGCAAAUCAAAUCUUAAUUUCCGUUUCAAUUUCUGGAGGAAUCCAUUUCAUUUCGAUUCUCUGUAAGAAUCCUUCGAUCGUGGGGAUUGAUUGAUUGGUUGUGGAAGGAAAGAAGGAAGAGAAGUUUUUGCUGUAUGUCAGUAGACUGUAUAGAGGCUUACUGCCGUGGAUUUGGAGAGCUCGCGAACCCCUUACAAUGGCCUCAGCUUCGCAAAAGGCGACGCGUACUUCUUCCUGCUGCGCCGACUCUACUCCUGUCAUCGCAGCAGUUGCUGCCUCUGCCAAUGUGGCGCUUGAAAGGACCGUCGCGGAUCGCCGCGACGAUCAGCGUCCUGCCAAACCCACCAUGCCGUUCCUGACUCAUCCUGUUGAUCCGAUUCCUGAACCUUCCACUAAUGCUUCCGCCAAAGGCACUCUCUCCUCUCUCUCACUUGUUUUGUUUGUAAAUUUCAUGAAAAUGUGAUUUUUCCGUAUGGCAGUGAUGUUAGAUCGCGUGCUCUUUUGGCUUUUUUGUUUUCCCUUCCUCAUGUUUACGAAUAAUCUUUAUUAGAAUCAAGGAUAAAUAUUGAU